Oncorhynchus nerka (sockeye salmon) is the source of this 4576-nucleotide messenger RNA. RefSeq names its product B-cell receptor CD22-like. The transcript has 11 exons. NCBI's taxonomy places the organism in Eukaryota, Metazoa, Chordata, Actinopteri, Salmoniformes, Salmonidae. The record is from RefSeq and is a predicted model, not a curated record. Bases 36 to 2033 code for a protein of 665 amino acids.
GGACACAUUCUGCAGGAGGUGUUGCAGUUGCUGCAAUGUGGCUCUUUGAAACAACCAGUGUGAUAAUGGUGAUUACUCUCACGUCGCCAGGUGAUUGUGAGAGAGAUUGGAUGGUGACUUUCAACAAUGCAUAUCCAUGUGCCUUAAAAGGGUCAUCAGUGGUGUUUGGAUGCAGUUAUGACUACCCCUCAGACCAGACUGUAACAAAUACCUUCUGGAAGUUCAGGACUCAAACGGAUGACACAAAUUUCUUUGAGGCCCAGCAAUACAGAGACCGUGUAGAAUACCUUGGAAAUGAAAAACACAACUGCACCUUGAGAAUGAAUAACCUAAUUAGUAGUGAUGUAAAUUCCUAUUUCUUCAGAUUUAAGACAACUAAUAAUGCAUGGAGCAGUACAACAUCAGUUUCACUAACUCUGACAGGGCUGACAGCUGAUGUAAACCCUGCCACUGUGAGAGAGGGAGAGAAGGUGACACUAACAUGUAGCACAACCUGUACACUGAGUGACCCUCCCACUAUUGUCUGGUUCAGGGAUGGACAAUCAGUAUCAAAAACAGAGUUUCAGGCAAAUAGUGAGGAUUCUGGUAGAUACCGAUGUGCUGUUCAAGGUCAAUAUAAUCUCUCCUCUGCUCCAGUGUCUCUUGAUGUCCAAUAUGCUCCAAAGAAUGUCACAUUGUCGGUCCGUCCAUCUGGAGAUGUUACUAAGGGUAACUCAGUCACUCUCAACUGCAGCUGCAGUGCAAACCCCCCCGUGUUGGACUACCUCCUGUAUAAGGAGAGUGGACAGGGCUUCACCACUGUGGCUGGGAGGCAGACUCACACCUUUUAUAACAUCCAGCCAGGGGACAGUGGAUGGUACUACUGUAAUGCCAGCAACAGUAUCAACACAGUCAGAUCUAAUCUAACUACCCUCAAUGUUCAAUACCCUCCUGAGGACACCUCUGUGUCAGUCAGUCCCUCUGGUCCAGUGGUAGAGGGAAGCUUUGUGAAUCUGACCUGUAGCAGCCAUGCUAACCCAGCAGUGAGCUACACCUGGUACAGAGUCAAUGGGAAAAGCCCUAUCCAGUCAGGGACUCAGUUGAUACUUGAGAAGGUCUCUCCUGCUAACUCAGGGAGGUAUUACUGUAAGGCACAGAACAAACAUGGAGCCCUCAACUCAUCACUCCUGUUUCUUGAUGUUCUGUAUCCCCCAAGGAACACCUUGGUAUCAAUCAGUCUCUCUGUCCCACUGUUAGAGGGAAGUUCUGUGAACCUGACCUGCAGCAGCCACGCCAACCCAGCAGUGGAGAACUACACCUGGUUUAAGAAGGAUGGAACAGACGCCUCACAGACAGGGUCAGGAGAGGUGUUGAGAUUGACUUCUCUUACCUCCUCUGACAGUGGACAGUACUUCUGUGAGGCCAGGAACAGAGAAGGGGCUCACACGUCUACCGUGGUGUUUCUGACCAUACAGAGUGCCAAUCAUGCUACAAAUACUUUCCAAAUAGCAGUUUACAUUGGUUCCGCGGCCACAGUUUUCACGGUGAUCGUACUUCUUGUGUUCUUAUGGAUGUGGAAGAUCCCGUUCAAAUUAUGUCAAAGGACUGCUGUGGACAUAGAGGACGAUCAAAACUCAGUCUUAUCCAGAAAAAGGACCAGUAAUGACCCAGCCACACAGGAAACUAGAACAGAGGAACAGGAAAAUGCCCUCUAUGCCAACGUUCAACUGCCUCCCUCUCACACCCACCACCAAGACAGUUAUCUGUACUCUGUGGUCGAGCCACCAGCUCUGCAGAACCCUCCUGAACCUCAUUACGCUACCUUUGACUUCCAACAGUUCCACAGCUCCAUCGACGAGGCCCAAUUCUCCCGAUGCCAUAAAGAGGAUGAUGUUGUAUACUCCACAGUGAAAGCCAUAGAGGCCAACGUGACAGACAACCUCCAGUACGCCAGCAUCCAUUUCCCCCUCUCCAGUCCUACUGCCAGGCUGGAAGAAAGAUUAGAGGUGGACCAUUCUGUUAUCUACUCCACUGUUGCCAAACCAGAAGCCUGAACAUAUCCUUUCAUAAUGUUCAAUAAACUAAGCUGCAUUGGAACGCAAGUUAAGAUAUGUAAAGUGUGCAAUUAAUAAGUUGUUAUGGUAAUAGAGUUACAGUGCCUUCGGAAAGAAUUCAGACCCCUUGACUUUUUCCACAUUUUGUUACGUUAUAGACGUUAUUCUAAAAUGGACUAAAUACAUACAAAUUCUCAGCAAUCUACACACAAUACCCCAUAAUGACAAAGCAAAAACAGGUUUAUAGAAAUGUCUGCAAAUGUAUAAAAAAUAUUAAAAAACAGAAAUACCUUAUUUACAUAAAUAUUCAAACCCUUUGCUAUGAGACUCGAAUUUGAGCUCAGGUGCAUCCUGUUUCCAUUGAUCAUCCUUGAGAGGUUUCUACAAAUUGAUUUCUACAACUUCACCUAUGGUAAAUUCAAUUGAUUGGACAUGAUUUGGAAAAGCACACGCCUGUCUAUAUAAAAUCCCACAGUUGACAGUGCAUGUCAGAGCAAAAACCAAGCCAUGAGAUCGAAUGAAUUGUUUGUAGGGCUCCAAGACAGGAUUGUGUCGAGGCACAGAUCUGGGGAAUGGUACCAAAACCUUUCUACAGCAUUGAAGGUCACCAAGAACACAGUGGCCUCCAUUAUUUUUAAAUGGAAGAAGUUUGGAACCACCAAGACUCUUCCUAGAGCUGGCCGCCCCCCGGUCAAACUAAGAAAUCGGAGUUCCUCUGUGGCGUAUGGAGAACCUUCCAGAAGGACAACCAUCUCUGUAGCACUCCACCAAUCAGGUCUUUAUGGUAGAGGCCAGACGGAAGCCACUCCUCAGUAAAAGGUGCAUGACAACCCUCCUGGAGCUUGCCAAAAGCCACCUAAAGUGCUCUCAGACCAUGAGAAACAAGAUUCUCUGGUCUGAUGAAACCAAGAUUGAACUCUUUGGCCUGAAUGCCAAGAGUAAAAUCUGGAGGAAACCUGGCACCAUCCAUACGGUGAAGCAUGGUAAUGGCAGCAUCAUGCUAUUGUAACGAGAUUCGCCUUCCUCUGACGAGGAGUAUGACAGAUCGGACCAAUGUGCAGCAUGGUAAGUGUUCGUAUUUUUUUAUGAAAAGUCACUGAACACGAAAAUACCAAAUAACAAAGUGAAAGACAGAAACGAAAAACAAAACAGUUCUGUAUGGUGAAAACACAGACAGAAAACAAUCCCCCACAACUCAAGUGGGAAAAACAGGCUGCCUAAGUAUCGUUCUCAAUCAGAGACAACGAUUGACAGCUGCCUCUGAUUGAGAAUCAUACCAGGCCAAACACAUAGAAAACCAAAACUAGAACAACACAUAGAAUAGAACACACUGCCAAGACAAUGCAGGAGUGGCUUCGGGACAAGUCUCUGUGUGGCCCAGCCAGAGCCCGGACUUGAACCCAAUCGAACAUCUCUGGAGAGACCUGAAAAUAGCUGUGCAGUGAUGCUCCCCAUCCAACCUGACAGAGCUUGAGAGGAUCUGCAGAGAAGAAUGGGAUAAACUCCCCAAAUACAUGUGUGCCUAGCUUGUAACAUCAUACCCAAGAAGACUCGAGGCUGUAAUCACUGCCAAUGGUGCUUCAACAAAGUACUGAGUAAAGGGUCUGAAUACUUAUGUAAAUGUAAUAUUCCAGUUCUUUAUUUUUAAUAUUUAAUAAACAGUUUUUGCUUUGUCAUUAUGGUAUAUUGUUUGUAGAUUGGAGAGGGAAAAAAUUAUUUAAUCCAUUUUAGAAUAAGGCUGUAACGUAACAAAAUGUGGAAAAUAUUUUCCGAAGGCAUUGUAUAUGUCUUGUACUGUACUUGUAAUAUACAGUAUGUGUCUCAGGUGUGUCCAUGAGCGUCCAUUGCUUGUGCAUGUUUCUAUCUUGUUAAGACCUCUUAAGGAUCAGACCCUUUUUUUCAAUUUUCAUCUGAAAUGACAUACACAAAUCGAACUGCCUGUAGCUUAGGACCUGAAGCAAGGAUAUGCAUAGUCUUGAUACCAUUUGAAAGGAAACACUUUGCAGUUUGUGGAAAUGUGAAAUUAAUGUAGGAGAAUAUAACACUUUAGAAAGACCAUUAUCGGACUUAGGACUCUAGGUGCAAUUAAGAUUUUGGCCACUAGAUGGCAGAAGUGUAUGUGCAAAGUUUUAGACUGAUCCAAUGAAUCAUUGCAUUCCUGUUCAAAAUGUUAAAAUGUCUGCCCAAAUAUGCCUAAUUGGUCAAUAUAUACAUGUUAAGGUAGAUAGCUGUGUACUCUUUAAACAAUAGCAUGGCAUGUUUUCACUGUAAUAGCUACUGUAAAUUGGACAGUGCAAUUAGAUUAACACUCAUUUAAGCUUUCUGCCCAUAUAAAAUAUGUCUAUGUCUGGGAAAUGUUCUUGUUUCUUACAAAGUCAUGCUAAUCACAUUAGCGCACAUCAGCUUAACCGUCCCGAGGGUGGGACACCGACCCGUAGAGUACUUUAUUAACCCACUUAAGACACUACUCCUUCUUUCCAAUCCUUACAUUUUAUGGCUCUACAAGAAACUAAUAAAGAGGGUAACAGGAUACCAAACAUGUA